CAGGCAGGCAGGCGGGCGGGGCGAGUCGGGCAUAGCUGCGGAGCGGCCGGCGGCGGCCCCGAGCAGCCCCCUCCGCGGGAAGCCCCCGGCGCGGGGCGAGGCGGGGAAGGGGCCGGCGGCCAAUGCGAAAUUGGCUGGUGCUGCUGUGCCCGUGCGCGGUCGGGGUCGCGCUGCACCUCUGGCUGCUGCUCGGCGGCCCCGGGAGGCACCCGGCAGAUCACAUGUAUACAAUGCUCUUGUUUCCUGAAUGGUUCAUCAUAGGUCCACUGGCUUUCUUACCUCAGUGGGAACUGAAACAUUACGAUGUUAUCGUCGGUGUAUUAUCCGCUCGACACAAUCAUGAGCUGCGGAAUGUUAUAAGGAACACUUGGUUCAAGCACUUGAAACAACAUCCAGCGCUGAGCCCUCGUGUCCUUGUGAAGUUUAUAAUAGGUGCACAUGGCUGUGGUGUGCCAGUGGAGGACAGAGAAGAUCCUUACUCCUGCAAACUUCUGAACAUUACUAACCCAGUUUUGAAUCAAGAAAUCGAAGCAUUCAAUCUCCCUGAAGAUACGCCUUCAGUGCUUUCUGAAGACCGCAUUGUCAGUGUGAACUUCCGAGUUCUUUACCCCAUCGUCAUUACUAGUCUUGGGGUAUUUUAUGAUGCUGAUGGUGUGGGAUUCCAGAGGAAUAUCACUGUAAAACUGUACCAGGCAGAACAGGAGGAAGCUCUCUUCAGUGCUCGCUUUAGCCCACCUAGCUGUGGAGUGCAAGUUAACAGAUUGUGGUACAAACCUGUAGAACAGUUCAUUUUGCCAGAGAGUUUUGAAGGUACUAUUGUGUGGGAAAGCCAGGACCUUCAAGGCCUUGUUUCUAGGAAUCUUCACAAAGUGAUGGUUAAUGAUGGAGGAGGAGUUCUCAGAGUCUCUACGACAGGGGAAGGUUCAUGGCCACAUGAAUUCACAGAAGGUGUGGAAGGAAUAGCAGGAGGCUUUAUUUACACUAUUCAAGAAGGUGAUGGUCUUUUACAAAGCCUUCAUACUCGCCCUGAAAGGUUUGUAAACCACUUAAAAAACCUUGAAGAGGAGGAUGCAUUAUUGAAGGAAGAAAGCGGAGCCUAUGAUGAUAUUGUUUUUGUAGAUGUUGUUGACACCUACAGAAAUGUUCCAGCCAAAUUACUGAACUUCUACCGAUGGACAGUAGAAUCAGCUAACUUUGAUUUGUUGCUGAAGACAGAUGACGACUGUUACAUAAAUUUGGAAGCUGUGUUCAACAGGAUAAUGCACGAAAAACUCGACAGGCCAAAUAUCUGGUGGGGCAAUUUCAGACUAAAUUGGGCAGUUGAUCGGACAGGGAAGUGGCAAGAACUGGAGUAUCCCAGUCCAGCAUACCCCGCCUUUGCCUGUGGGUCUGGUUAUGUUAUCUCCAAAGACAUUGUUCAGUGGUUGGCAAGCAACUCUGAAAGACUCAAGACAUACCAGGGUGAAGAUGUGAGUAUGGGCAUUUGGAUGGCAGCUAUAGGGCCUAAGCGAUAUCAGGACAGCCUCUGGUUGUGUGAGAAGACAUGUGAAAAGGGAAUGCUGUCUUCCCCUCAGUAUUCUCCACAAGAACUAACAGAGCUCUGGAAAGUGAAGGAAUUAUGUGGAGAUCCUUGUAGAUGUGAGGAAAGAUGAUAAAGACUUGUGGAGAUACACAAUCAGAACUGCUAAGGUGGUGUUUAAUAGUGGAAAUUUCACCCAUAAUGUAAUUAAUAUUUGCCCAUCCAUUUUGAUAAAAAUUGAGUGAUCCUGUCCAGAGAAGCAUUUUUCUAUAGGUGAGGUGUUAAUUUGACAAAAACCAAAAGUUUGACUUUAUAAAAAAGGAAAUUAUCUUAAAGGACUAUUGGUAAUUAAUGUGCACAUAAAGCUCUAUUAGGAUGAUGAUAGCUGCAGAACCACUGGUAUCCAUGAGAGUCGGCAGGUGCAAAGUUCCAUGCCAGCACAUCUAUUUACUGGAUUAAUGUAAUCUGCAAACUGGGGGGGGGGAGGGUGGUAAAUGGUACUUGCUCAUGUAGGGUGGGGAUAGUUAUCUUUUAGGAUUUAUAUUGAGGUUGUGUAUACUUCCUAGUGAUUUGGAUGAGAUUAUGAUAAACUUUGCUUAUACCAAAUCUUGAACUACAGCAAAUAAUAUAACCAGAUUCAAAGGAAUUUGCAUCUUUCUGAUAACUCAGUGACUAUCUAGAUAAAGUAAAAAGUUUGAGCAACAUACAGAGAAUAUCCAUUAAACUGCAUAGCUCCACAAUAUGCUGACAAGUUAUUUUGAAUAAAUCCUCCAAUUCAGCAGCUUAAUCUUAAUUGUGAUCUUUUUUCCCUAUAGAUGUGUAAAUAGGAUAUAGCAACAAGAUCAGAAUAUGGAUCUAAACUUUCCACACCCCAUUCUAGGUACCUCUCUCUAGAGAGUGGUGUUACAUAAAGUAUUCCUUGAGGAAAAAAACAAAGCUUAAAGUUAUUUUCUCUCUCACUUAAAGCAGAGUUUAAGUGCCCUUUUCUAGUGCAACAGCAGUUGUCCUUGUAAUCUAAAAUCUCAUGUGACAUUUGUAAAAGUGAUUCUUCUAUAGAAAUUCGCCGCAUAAGACCUCAUGCUAAUCUUCCAUUUAAUCUGGGAAUUUAAAAGAACCCCUGCAAUUAUGCACCAAUUUUUUUUUUAAUUGAAAAUAUACAUGCAGGAGUUAGAAGCAUCAUUUCAAAUAGCCCUCUGUCCCAGUUUAUGAAAUCCACAUUAAAUAUGUACAAGAAGAGUGGCACGAAUUGCAGAUGCUCUCCUGGGGUAGCCUGUGGGCUCCUCUUCUGACGUUGCAUUUUAAAAAAAGUUACCACCGUACUAACAGAGAGUCUCCAUUUUCUAUAGAGUAAAACUGCAAGGGCUUUAGGUCAUUUUCUAGUUCAAUUUCUUUGCCUUCCAUCUAGAAGAAGAAAAAAAAAUUCAGACUUCGAUGAGGCUCUUUUAAAACGUACACACUUAGGCAAGUCUUUUGGUAAUUUUUUCCCCGGCCAUCUUUCAGGUCCAAAGGAGAUGGAUCAGGCCAUGGCAGUCAGUGAGAAUCUGACUUUUAGGGCCUUUGCUGGCCUUUAAAUGAAAUCUGUUUCAUUCUAUAGUAUUUUAGAAUGCAAUGUUGACCUUUUAAAUACAACUUAUGUUACUUACUUUAGAACUUUCAUAGGACAAUUUCAGUUCUGAACCAGGAAUUUUAAGUAGACGAUACAGCAAACCUUUGACCUUCUGAAUAGUCAUAGAAUCUGUCAAGAAAAAUCAAGCAACCUGAUUAUGUACUUACAUCCUUGCAGCCAAAUAUGGUUUUAUUUCUGAAUCAAUUCUAACUUCAUCAACUUUGGUAGACUAGACUGAUAAGUAACAUGCUACAACCUUAAAAUAUUUUCAUCCAACAUAGCUUCAUGAUUUAUUUUUCCUUUCAUGUCUAAGUGACCUUUAGUAUAGUUUUCAUACCUACCACUCAGAUUUUGGUGUGAUUUCUUUGGCACCAGGUGUCUCAACUUUCGAAGCACAAAGAAAUCAAUGUAUGUUUCAGGAUUUAAUUAGUUCUAACCAAACUGCUAGUAGUGUUAUGGAUUGGUUCAUAACAUAGUGCCAAGGCGAUAUUUUUAUAAUGGAACUUUGAGUAAGUUCAGUUUGUACAAGAGAGAUUUCCCAUUAUGUGUGUCUGGUACAGAGUUAUUGAAUUUUUUUUCAUUCUUUGAAGCUUUAUCUGAAGACACAGCAAUAGUGAGUUAUUUCUGUAAUAUCACACAAUGUAUGUAGAAAACUAUUUUUCUAUCAAACAUUUUUGUAAAAGUUGUAUCUGAUUUUAUGCAACUUGUGAUAAUAAAUGUUUUUUAUUUUAGAAUAAAAAAUGAAUAAGUCUUUCCUCAUAGAACAAA
This is a messenger RNA of Chelonia mydas (Green sea turtle), 3893 nucleotides long. RefSeq names its product beta-1,3-N-acetylgalactosaminyltransferase 2 (gene B3GALNT2). NCBI's taxonomy places the organism in Eukaryota, Metazoa, Chordata, Testudines, Cheloniidae. Gene Ontology annotation, molecular function: hexosyltransferase activity. Bases 123 to 1652 code for a protein of 509 amino acids. The transcript has 13 exons. Gene Ontology annotation, cellular component: membrane. The record is from RefSeq and is a predicted model, not a curated record.